CGAUCUCCGUGCUGGACGAUUGUUCAGGCUACAGACGGAUGUUUUACAACACAGGGCCUUGUGUGUGAGAAACUGUGCAGAUACAGACUUGAUUUUUAAAAAACACACAAUAGACUGUGACUAUUAUUUAUAUACGGGAUUGGUGUUGGAACAAGAGGUUAUUGUAAAACAAACAUAUACAUGGUGGUAUCAUAGUGCUGAUUCAUAUCGGCACUUAUUUCUCAAUGUCGGCACGCAAUUCGCCUGGGGAGAAGGAGUUCAGAAUGAAAAGUCACAUCAAACCAAGAUAUACAGAUCUACUGGCUGACUUCAGACGUAAGGGAAUGGCUCACAGGAUUCCGAUACAUCAGGACGACCUGAGUUUCGAGGAGAGACAGAGUAAGAUUUGGGAAGAUAUGGAGAAAGACAUGGAGCGUCGCCGGAAGGAAUGGGAGACCGAGAUCGACAGCAUGCGGACAGACUUCUUCCACAUGAAGCCGGACGAUAAUAAACUGGAAUCGAUGACUGACCGGCUCGGGAUAGCGGACAGUCGGGGUUCGUCGGACGCACGGACAACCAUAGACAAAGAUCAGAACGGCCAGCCAGUGUAUCGAGCCAUGUUUAACGUAAAGGAUUACAAACCUGAUGAAGUGAAUGUAAAAAUGGACGCUGAUAAAUUAAUCGUGACCGCCAAACACGAGGAAAAGAAUGAGGGGAAAUCAGUGUGUCGAGAGUUCAGUCGGGAAGUUAAUAUUCCCCGGGAAGUGGAUCCAAUGUCCCUUGGGUGUACCAUUUCGUCCGAUGGUAUCCUCACGGUGGAGGCGCCCCUCCCUACCCCACAAUACCCACCCAUCACAGACAACCGAGGUGCUGCUCAAAGGAUCAUUCCAACAGCAUCACCUUCUGUAGCCGCAGCUGCACCGCCUCCUCCACCUGCAGCGCCCUCUGGCGGUCCCAAUCCAACAACACAUACGUCCACCUUCAAGACAUUCAUGUCACCCAAGGGAAAUGUACAGUCGUUUAACCCCAGCACGCCUCCCAUGGGGUCAGUAAAUCCAGCUCACUCCAUGCCGUUCUCUCCACAAACAUUCUCAACAAGUAACGUGACCUCGUCCUCAUCCAAGAUUGAUACGCGAAGCGGUUCCGGUUCACCCGCCAAUACUGAAGGAGAACGCAAAUACAGAGUGGAAAUUGACAUUGAAGAUUUUAGUCCAGAAGAACUAACAAUUAAAACAGUUGAUCAGAAAUUGAUGAUAAGCGCUCGCAGAGAAGAAAGGAUCGGAACGAGGACGUCGACGAAGGAACUAAACCGGGAAAUUAGUCUACCAGACACUGUCGAACCGACAGCCGUGAAGGCAUUCUUCUCAGAUAGUGGAAAACUACUCAUAGAAGCGCCUUACCUAAAAGCGUUGGCGGUGGGACAUUACACACAGGGACGUGAGGGGUCGCCAAUGACGGGACGAUAGGGCGCACUGUGCUUGAGCGCACCUAUGGGACCGUGCGGAGUUUCGCGGGUGAUGAGACGAUAACGUUAGCUACGAUGCAACUAAACGCUGCUCUUAACAUGCAACGGUCAAGGUCACAGAUAAUGAGAAAGUAUGGCGCUCUGCGGUACUAUUUUCAUCCUGCGCUCCGUCAUUGUUCUCUAAGUUAUUAGUUCCGUUUCGUGUUUUACAUGUACACUGUAUAUGCAUUUAUUAGGUUAAAUAUGUGCAGCAGCUUUAUUUAUGUCCAUUAUGAAUUGAGGCAAUUGUAAUAUUCCGCUGGUGACGUAAUCGUACUAGCAGUCAAUAUGACGUAACACUAUUCAUGAAGGAUGAAAACAGAUGAUUAUCUUUGAAAAUUUUACCAUACAUGGACAUUUUAUGGAAAAUACUCCGAUAUGAAGGUCACAGCGGAGGAUGUGACGACAUUUACGAGAAACGUCACUGCUCGCUAGAACGCCAAAUCUCUCUUUUUUGGGCCAUGCAUAAUGUUCUGACUGCGUAGAUGCCAUAUGCAUGUGGUAACCUUCAAACUUGAGAUUAUUUCAAUUUUUACUUUUAAAUGUGCAAAAAAUUAAAAACCUGUAUUUAAAUGUUAAUUAUACAAUAUUUGUACAAUGUUUGAAUUUCUUGCCUUGAGAAAAUAUAUGUAUUAAAUUAUACACCGCUAUUAAA
Pecten maximus is the source of this 2138-nucleotide messenger RNA. RefSeq names its product major egg antigen-like. Gene Ontology annotation, molecular function: protein folding chaperone. Bases 225 to 1445 code for a protein of 406 amino acids. Lineage: Eukaryota; Metazoa; Mollusca; Bivalvia; Pectinida; Pectinidae. Gene Ontology annotation, biological process: protein refolding; response to heat. The transcript has 2 exons. The record is from RefSeq and is a predicted model, not a curated record.